Molecule: messenger RNA, 680 nt
Organism: Cryptomeria japonica (Japanese cedar)
Lineage: Eukaryota; Viridiplantae; Streptophyta; Pinopsida; Cupressales; Cupressaceae
Exons: 2
Coding region: 454-648 (64 amino acids)
Source: RefSeq, a predicted model, not a curated record
AGCUAAGAAGGCCUAUGUGUACAAAUUGUGGCCUAGAGAAAGACCUUUUUAGAUAUCAUUCAUUAUCCACAACAAUUGUUCGUUGUGCUCUCCAUGUUCACAAUAAUUCACAAUAAUUGUUGCUCAGUGGCACAUUAAUGAAUGGUAGCUAUGUUUGAAUCUGAUUGUGUUCUCCAUCAUAAUCAGAUUUAUAUCAAGAUGUACUAAAAGCUUUUGAAUUACAGGUAGAACAGGUAAGCUUCAUUAUUGAGAGUUAUGAAAUUACAGGUAGAAUAUGUAAGCUUCUUUAUUCAAAGAAUGAAAUCACAGGUAGAACAAACAAUCUUCUUUACUGCAUGCUUGGAUGAGAGGGCCUCCUAACUGAUUCCCUUAGAGCCCUAGGAAGCUUCACAGAUAGGAAUGAAGAAUAUCUGAAGAGAGGGAGAUUGUUAUAGUUAUUUGAGUUUGUGUGUAAUGGGUAACCAUUUGGAAAAUUUUGUGUAUAAUCUGAAAUCCAAGUUAAAGGGUAUGCAAAAGAAAAAGCCUUACAGGAAGAUAGAUAAGAGUGAUAGCAUGAGAAUGGAAGCAAAAAGCAAACGUGCACAGAAGCUAAUUGCUCAGACUCUUAAGCUUGCUGAUGAGCCUGGUAAAAAAGCACUUGUAUUUUAAGAAGAAAUCUAAGGAUGUUCUUGGAACUUUCA